Molecule: messenger RNA, 1945 nt
Organism: Mytilinidion resinicola
Lineage: Eukaryota; Fungi; Ascomycota; Dothideomycetes; Mytilinidiales; Mytilinidiaceae
Exons: 5
Coding region: 1-1641 (546 amino acids)
Source: RefSeq, a predicted model, not a curated record
AUGUGGUUAAUUGUCAAUAGGCGCCAAAGAGGAGGAAACCCAAGCCAAGGUCACAGUGAAGCUUAUGAAGAAGGCUGGUAUCUGGCUAAGGAUGAUUAUACCAGCCUGAAUAUCAACGCGAGUAGGAAUACCAGUCCUGACUACACAGAUGGCGUCAAGGAAGCUAUGAACCUUUUUCAGAAGGAGAACGUCGAUGCAUAUCCGUCUGACACAGAAGCAUAUGGCCAUGACCAUCCUAUUAUCAAGAAAGUUUCUUACACGUUCGAGCAAGGGUUCUGGGACGGACUGUCCGACUUAUUAAUCGACACGACCAAUUCCGCGGCAGCAGACCCCAGUUAUACUAAUAGUACCGGGCCUUGCGGCUGGCAGCCCUAUUCCGAAGCCGCAUGGAUUGCUAGCAACGGAUCCGAAUGGGUGAGAAACGAGAUUAAUGAUUGGGAACAAUCACAAUCUUCGAGCAAACUGGAUUUCAUACCUUCUGUCAGACGAAAAUACAUGCCCGACGCAGCCUUUUCUAAGACAACGUCCAACGACAAGGUUGAGGGGAUUCUUAAAGCGAACGGGGAUUUGCAGCUUCUGAUGAAUGCUAUCUUCGCAGGCGUUGCUCUCCCAGCGGUUGGUACCAGUUAUACUGCGGGCCUGGUUGCACUAAUUACUGAGGGUGGUGCUAAACUUCUGAAAGUGAGGCAGGUAACUACGAACAUCAACAGGGCUAAUAAAAUUAUGGGUGGGAUGGGUUCAAUUGUCGCGGCAGGCACAGGCAUCAGAUCAGCCUUGAUGAACGGGGUCUCGCUCUAUUUCGAACCCACACCAGACACAGCUUCUGAAAUUAGCAAUACCAUUGAUAAGUUUCUAGAGGGAUUAGCUCUGAAUUGGGCUUGGCGGAGAGAACAGGUCUACAUUGUCGCUGCACCGACACAGGACUGCGAGAUCCGCAUGCAAAAGGGGAAAAGCCGCAUCGUAAUGCCUCCUCCUGGAUUUGAUCAUCUGCUGCACGGCAAUGUUACGAAAGAGGAUGUCGUGCGCGAGUCCUACUGGCAUUAUGAGCACAUGGCUUUCUACAAUCCCGCCCACGGAAAUAGGACAAAAAAUGCGAUGACGAAUUGGGCCGACCAGGCAGCCCACGCUUUGGACGAAUCAAUAGUCGGGAUUUCGGCCGGUUACAUGUUCAACAUCCCUGUCGCAUUUUCAUAUUUCGGACAGAUCUUUGUCGAGGACAACGGCAAAAGAAACAAUUUCCCUUGCAGAACUGGCAUGCUUGACAUCCGGCAAAAAUUCAAGGGGCCACCAGUCAACGAGAUAAAUCCUGAGGAAAGCAAUCCUUUCAUCCAAGCGACGGGUAUUUUCGAGCAUAAGGAUUUCUGGAAAGACUGUAAAAAGAAACUAAAUUACAGAGAAGCCCCUUUCAAGAGGCCUGGGGAAUUCGUCAGGCAGCCCGAUGCGAAAUCAUUUGAGGGUGCUGGCGAGUUCCAAUACUGCGAUGCAAAAAAACCUGAGCCUAGUGGCGUUAUGAAACAUCUAGGAAUGAUCAUCGGUGCUGUCUUUGGGGUUGGAGCCUUCUUCACUGGCACGCUGAUCGACGAAUAUAGAGACUGGGAAAAAAAGUUCCCGACACAAGACGAACUUGGUCCAGAUCAUUGAAGUUUUCCUCGCUCCAACGGGUAUAUGAGUCUGGAUCGGAUGGAGUGGCCUGCAGGCAGGAAGAGGUUUUCGGCCUGCAGGCAAGAGGAGGGUUUUCGUAUUAGUCUUUGCUUUCUUCCUUUCUCUUUUUUGUCAAUCGCGUCCUCUUCGAAACGCAGGUUUCAAAAGUCAAGUCGUAACAGUUGGGAUGGCACUUCAUAUCCCGACUAGGCGAAGGGCGAAAGGUGGGACCGUUAAUUUGAAAAGGAAAGAGAAAUGCUUGUUUUCUUUGGUAGAGUAACUUACCUAGUAAUAAUGAAAAUUU